This is a messenger RNA of Belonocnema kinseyi, 891 nucleotides long. RefSeq names its product protein MNN4-like. Bases 357 to 692 code for a protein of 111 amino acids. The transcript is spliced from 2 exons. The record is from RefSeq and is a predicted model, not a curated record. Lineage: Eukaryota; Metazoa; Arthropoda; Insecta; Hymenoptera; Cynipidae.
CCUCCGAGCGAACCUGGUCGGUACCCGUUACAGCUAAGAACUGGAUCGCAACCCCUUUGGACGACGCCAUCCACUAGUUCCGAGCAGCUGGUCCCCUCUAACUCUAAAAAUGGACCCACGUUUUAUCCUUAAGUGUAAGGAUUGCCUUCUAAGUUUGGUGGGAGAAGAAUUAUUAACCCAUUCAUGUAAAAAAUGGGUUGACCUUCUUCAAACUCCAUCAACAGAGACACCAGGGGAGAAAAUAGUCAGAAUGGAGGAGAUAGAUAAAAGGAGGAGGGCUGAAGUAGAAAGGGAAAUGAAGAAGGCAAUAAAAAAGAUCAAAGAGAGAAAAAACCUGGAAAUAAGAGUAAAAAUGUAUGACGAAAACAGAUCAAGAAGAAGAGAUCCAAGAAUCCAAAAACUCGCAGAAGAAAAAAGGAUCUAUUAUGGACUGCCAACGAUGCAAGAAAUUAGAAAAGGAUUACAGGAGAAAAAAACAAAAGGAAGAGGAGGAAAAGCGGAGUCAAAAGGAAGAAGAGAAAAAAUUAAAAGAAGUAUUUGAAAAAAUAAAAAUACAAGAGACAGAGAAGCAAGAAAAGGAGAUAGACGAAAUGAAGAAAUUGCUUAAAUAUAGACAAGAAAGAUAUUCAAAGGAGGCGGCAAGAAAAAGAAAAGAAGAAAAGCUAGAGAAAGAGAGAUUAAGAAGAAAGUAAGAACGGGAGGAGAAAGUAAUAAGAAGAAAGGAAAUAAAAAAAGCUCUAAAGAAGGCCGGGGAGAACAAAAAAGAGCUACAACCGAUCCAAGAAUAGAACGAAAGCUCAUCGACGGACUGUGACACCGACGUGUAAACCAAAAUAAAAAACUUACUUUACUUUUCCACAUAUACAACAGAAAAAUUUAUUUUUACCCUUU